AUGGAAUUGAAUGAAAAAGACUAUUUAACUACUUCAAAAUUUGACUCGUGUGACGAUUUAUUAAAAAGUGUUCAAGAAUUUUAUUAUUCUAAAGGAUAUGGGAUAUCUAUUCGUGGUUCAAGACAAGACAAGCACGUGAUUUUGCAAUGUGACAGGAGCGGUUCAUAUCGAGAUAUACGAGGUAUUGCAAAUAAAAGAAAAAAAACUACCGCAUCUCGUUUGAUCGAUUGCCCUUUCAAGAUUGUGGGCAAAAAAUGUAGUGAUGGACCUGAUGGUGAUGGCACUUGGACAUUUAACGUGAAGGACUUGACACAUAACCAUGAGCCAUCUACGGACAUAUCUGGGCAUCCAUCGUUUCGUCAGUUGUCAUCCGAAAGCAUAAAAAGUGUUAAAGAGAUGACCAAAGCUGAAAUUCCCCCAAGACAAAUUCUUUCAUCUUUACGUCAAAAAACCCCAAAUCUACCGGCCAUCUCUAGAACUAUAUAUAAUGUGAAGAAAAAAAUACGAAAGGAAAAUUUAGGGAAUCGGCCCAUGAUUAACGCAUUAUUUGAGGAGCUUGAAGAAGGUGGUUUUACAUAUGAUAUUUCACAUAAUUCGGAGGGGCGUAUAUCUCGUUUGUUUAUUGCACACCCUUUGUCGAUUAAACUUGUCAAAGCCUUUUCUGAUAUCUUUGUGAUGGAUUGCACCUACAAAACCAAUAAAUAUAACAUGCCACUCCAUGAUAUCAUUGGUGUUUCAUGUUUCAAUACAUCCUUUUAUUCUGAGUUUGUUUUUUUAGAAAAAGAAGAUGAAGAAAAUUAUUCUUGGGCAUUACGUGCAUUUAAGGAGAUUAUUGGACAAGGUAAUCAACCAUGUGUGAUUAUGUCAGAUAGGGAAUUGACGUUAAUGAAUGGCAUAAAAAAUAUUUUUCCUACAACGACAAAUCUUUUAUGUGUUUGGCAUAUUGAAAAGAACGUAUUGGCAAAUUGCAAGAAAUAUUUUGGACGUGCCGAAGAUAUUGAUAUUUUUAUGUCAAGUUGGAAUAAUGUUGUAUACUCGACGACGGAAGAUCUCUUUGAGAAAAAUUGGGAUGAAUUUGAGUCAAUGUAUAUAGAGAAGAAAGAUGCACUUGAGUACAUAAAAAAAAUAUGGCUUCCUUGGAAAGAAAAUUUUGUUAGUGUUUGGACCGAUAAGUACUUGCAUUUUGGCAAUCGGUCUUCAUCAAGAGCUGAAGGUGCUCAUGCCAAACUUAAACAAUAUUUGCAAGUUUCUACAGGAGAUUUGAGGGAAGUGAAAGAGAAAAUUUUUCUUGCAGUCGAGCAUGAAUUUAAUGAGAUUAAAGUGAAACUCUCAAGUGAGAAACUUCAAGUUCCUCACUAUUGCAAUAUGCCAUUUUUUAGAGAGCUUCAUUCUCAUAUUUCUCACUUUGCCUUGAAGGAGAUAUAUAGGCAAUAUGAUGUUGCAAAAGAUGGUAUUAUAACUCCGUGCACCGGUCACUUUAUUACAACUAUGGGUCUUCCAUAUGCUCACAAAAUAAAAUAUUGGCAAGGAACUACUUUUUCGUUGGAUUUAAUCCACCCUUAUUGGAGGAUUGACACGUUAUCAUUAAAUGUACAAAAUGAUUUGCAUGGUGAAGGCAUCGAUCGAUUCGAUGAGUUGCUUAAUGAGUUGCGCUCAAUGUAUCAAAGGUGGCCCUUAAAUAAGAAAGAACAUGCUCUUUCAGUGAUUACAAAACUUGUGAACCAAUCUGUCAUCGUUUUUGAGCCCAUGAUUCAACGACCAAAAGGAAGACCUCCAAAAUCAAAAAAGAAAAGAGGAAUAACGUCCACUUCACGAGAUCCUUCAAGAUUUGAAUCGGUAGAGUUAUCACAAAGCCGCAAUAAAGUGGAUGAUGAAAAUAGCUUAAUUGAUUUAAAUGUAUAUUCAUUAGAUACCUUUGAUUUAGAUGGUUCUUUUUGA
This is a messenger RNA of Lactuca sativa (garden lettuce), 1938 nucleotides long. RefSeq names its product PKS-NRPS hybrid synthetase cheA. Gene Ontology annotation, molecular function: DNA-binding transcription factor activity, RNA polymerase II-specific. The record is from RefSeq and is a predicted model, not a curated record. Lineage: Eukaryota; Viridiplantae; Streptophyta; Magnoliopsida; Asterales; Asteraceae. Gene Ontology annotation, biological process: positive regulation of transcription by RNA polymerase II; cellular response to iron ion starvation.